Messenger RNA from Ylistrum balloti, 5560 nucleotides. Its product is annotated as DNA ligase 3-like. The transcript is spliced from 22 exons. Gene Ontology annotation, cellular component: DNA ligase III-XRCC1 complex. The coding region runs from base 96 to 3152 and encodes 1018 amino acids. The record is from RefSeq and is a predicted model, not a curated record. Gene Ontology annotation, biological process: double-strand break repair via alternative nonhomologous end joining; DNA biosynthetic process; lagging strand elongation. NCBI's taxonomy places the organism in Eukaryota, Metazoa, Mollusca, Bivalvia, Pectinida, Pectinidae. Gene Ontology annotation, molecular function: DNA ligase (ATP) activity; ATP binding; zinc ion binding.
CUUUAAACAACUGCAAUUGUCUGCAAAACAAACUUGCUUGUUUAGCGUUUUGUACAGAUGGAAUAAAUCUGUUAAACAAAGAGCAAAGACAUUUCAUGUUAAGAUUUUACAGAGUGUCUAGGUAUGUGUACUUGUCGUCAGCCCUGGUAAAGCUACCAAAAGGUAAUUUGAUAAAGUCAUGUCCUACCAAACUGACCUGUAACAAUGUCAACAGUUUACUGACAAGCAAAACUCCUUGGACCACUUUGACUUUGACUAGAAUCCAAAGCUAUUGUGAAAUGGCAGAUAACAGGUUUAUUGUUGGAUAUGCAAAGUUGGGAACAUCAGGAUGCAAGGGUUGCAAGACAAAAAUAGAAAAAGGAUCUCUGAGAAUUGGGAAAGUAACGGCCAAUCCGUUCGGAGGAGAUGGAGACAUGAAGCAAUGGUAUCAUCCAAGCUGCAUCUUUAAUACUUUUAAGCGAGCUCGUGCCACUACCAAAAAAAUAGAAGAGCCCGAUGACAUGGAAGGAUUUUCAGAAAUUCUUCCAGAGGAUAAAGAUGAAAUCAACAAACUUAUCAAAGAAUAUCUUGCUAAUGCAAAAACACCAAGUAAGAAAACUCCAAAGGAAGCAACCCCGAAAAAGACAACUGUCUCUCCAGCUGCGGCAAAAUCUACCCCAUCUAAAUCUUGCAAUGAUGAUGCUGUUGUUCCCUCAACAUCCACCAAAAUGCCGGACGACAAUGGGGAGCGAGACGAUACAUUCCGUGAGUUCAGACGUCUCUGUGCUGAAAUUGCUGAUGAAAGUAGUUACAACUCCAAGACUGCUCUGGUUACAAAGUACCUCAAGAAGGGCUCUUCUGGAGAGGGCUACACUGGUGACACCUAUACACUUUUGAAGCUGCUGCUGCCUGGUGUUGUGAAACGAGUAUACAACCUGAAUAACAAACAGCUUGUUAAAUUAUUCAGCCAGAUUUUUGGAACCAGUCUGCAGGCAAUGGUGGCUGAUCUUGAUCAGGGAGAUGUCGCAGAGACAGUGAGGAUAUUUUUUGAUCAGAGUAAACACUUGAUGCCUGUAAAGAAAAGUACAUUGACCCUACAACAGGUGGACUAUUUCUUGGAAGAGCUCUCUCUUGUGACAAAGGAAGAAGACCAACAGAGAAUUCUCACACAAAUAGCCAAAAGGUGUACACUUAAUGACCUAAAGAUGGUGAUACGUCUUAUAAAACAUGACUUAAGGAUCAAUGCUGGAGCAAAACACAUACUAGAGGGUUUAGAUGACAAUGCCUACGCAGCUUUCCAGGCCUCGAGGAAUCUCCGUGAUGUUGUCGAUCGUGUGCAACAAAACUUGGAAGAGGGAGGUGGUAAACCAGGAAAGGCUAGGAAACUGAGCGUCAGGGCUAAUCUCAUGACACCAGUCCUACCUAUGCUUGCUGAAGCUUGUCGCUCUGUUGAGUUUGCUAUGAAGCGAUGUCCCAACGGUUUCUAUGCAGAAAUAAAGUAUGACGGAGAAAGAGUACAGCUGCAUAAAAAAGGAACACAGUUUUCCUACUUUAGUCGUAGUCUUAAACCUGUACAACCUCAUAAGGUGGAGCACUUUAAAGAGCACAUCCAGAAGGCUUUUCCAUCAGGAGACGACCUUAUUUUAGAUGCUGAAGUGUUACUAGUGGAUACAACCACAGGAAAGCCCCUCCCAUUUGGUACACUGGGAGUUCACAAGAAAGCUCAGUUCACAGAUGCCAAGGUCUGCCUUUUUGUGUUUGAUUGUCUCCACAUUAACGGGGAGAAUAUCAUGGACAAACCCAUAAAGACAAGAAGAAAAAUACUCCAUGAAAAUAUGACAGAGAUAGAACAUCAUGUUAUGUUCUCAGAGAUGCAGCACAUCAAGGAGCCUGACGACUUAAAGGAUAUGAUGAAUGAAGUGUUCAGACAGGGACUGGAGGGACUCGUUCUCAAAGAUGUCAAUGGGAUCUAUGAGCCUGGAAAGAGACAUUGGUUGAAGAUAAAGAAAGAUUACCUAGAACAGGGUACAAUGGCGGACUCAGCUGACCUAGUGGUGCUGGGGGCCUACUUCGGGUCAGGAAACAAAGGUGGAAUCAUGUCAAUAUUCCUGCUUGGAGUUCAUGAUCCUGACACUGACCAGUGGUGUACUGUCACCAAGUGUCACAGUGGACUGGAUGACAAGACUUUAGACGAACUCCAGACUAAGCUGGACAUGGUCAAAAUCAGUAAGGAUGUCAGAAAGAUCCCUGAUUGGCUCAACAUUAAAAAACAAGUGAUUCCUGACUUUGUCAUACGUGACCCAAAGAAAGCACCUGUGUGGGGGAUAGCCGGGGCAGAAUUCAGUAAGGCGGAGAUACAUACUGCAGCUGGCAUCAGCAUCCGAUUUCCUCGCAUCACGAAGUUCCGUGAUGACAAAAGCUGGAAAGAGGCAACAAACCUCCCAAGACUUCAGGAACUAUUCAAGAAGUCGAAGGAGACAUCAGACUUGUUUCCUAGUUCCAAGAAAGGGAAGGCAGCUACCAAGCGUAAAGGGAGUCAGGACAGUGACAACGACAACAAUAACGGAAACAGUAAUGGUCACUCUGAUCACGCUGGGCCAGCACCUUCAACUCCGUCCAAAGGUCGAGAAUCUGCCCCAGUAACACCUUCCAAGGCCUCACCCAGCAAGAUGGGGACACUGGCAGGCUGGGUCAAAAGGGGUGAAAAAAGGUCAAGGACAGAGGAUAAUGACGAGGAAGCUUCCUCACCAAAGAAAAAAUUUGAUGGUUCUCCUUCAAAGAAAAUUGAUGAGGAGUCACCAAUUAAGAAGUCCUCAAAACCUACAUGUAAAUAUAGCAGUGACUGUUAUCAGACAAACCCUGCUCAUACAGAUCAAUACUACCACCCGACUGACAAGAAGCUUCCAAAACCAGGGGAGAGAUUACCAAAUGUGUUUUCUGGGACAAAGAUUUUCUUGUCAGAAGACACAGACAAAUACAGACUGUUAAAGCGAUAUAUUAUUGGCUUUGAUGGAGAUCUGGUGAAUGACUUUCAGAAGAAAACAGCAACUCAUGUUAUUGUUAAGCCAGGAGAAGCGGUACUGACCACAGGUGUGUGCAUCACAGUUGACUGGCUAUGGAGCAGCAUUAAGAAAAAGAUGAAGAUGCCGUUACAGAAGUUUCGUGUCACCUGAUCAAAGUUUUGUAUCGCACAACCAGGAUUGAUAUCUGCUCAAGUCUGUUUCCAAGGAAGUUUGCAAGGUCUGCUGAACAAGGAUAGUAUCGACAACGAAUAUAAAAUUCAGAUUCCUAAAAAAAUGGCAUACAUCUCAAGAUUCUGAAGUGAUCAAUUUGUAUUUGACAAUAUCAUCGAGAUUUUAUUAAACAUUUUUACUGAAUUUUAGAAGUGUACAUUACCAGUGUAACUGUAUGGAAUGGGAGAAAGUGACAAUAUGUGUGAGAAAAUGAUGGUGUGAUGAAAUUGUGAAGUAUAGAGAGGAUAUUUAAGUGUUUCCUGUUAGACAUAUAUCAGCACAAGUGGAAAAAAAUAGAUAUCUUCUGUCAGAAGAUUAAGAAAUAUUAUAUUUACUAGGAAACCAUUAUAUUUUCUUUUUAUUAUGUUUUUAUUGGAACAAAACAAACAUAAUAAUGAACAGUGUUAAAAAAAGUUGGGGAAAUAAAAGCAUGCUCUUUGAUGUCAGAUAAUUUAACAUUAUGCUUGACAACAAAAUGACACCAUUUUGAAUCAGCUGCUUUGCAUAGUGUUCCACCAUUUACCUGGUGAGAAUUGGUUACAAAAUUUGUUUAUAUACCAGAUCAAGGAAGCAUGAAAUGUACAUAUGAAUGCUUUGAUGAAAAUCCAACUCAUUCCAGUGUAGUUUCAUUUACCUACACUUCAUUUGUGACUGAACAGUAAAAUCAGGGAAUUUCAAUGCAGUGACUAGAAAUCAAUGUUCUUUUUGGAUAAAACCACAAAAGUUAAAUCAUCACUGGAAAUUUUUUAUCAUCAUGAUAGUUUUAAGGAAAUUGAUAAAUUCCUAUAUUUCACUGGCAAAAUGUAAUAAAUUGAUGUACCUACCAACAGAAAAUCCAUUUAUUAGCUAUUUUUGAAAAGUCAGGAAAGGAUUUUCUAAAGUGUAAUAUUAAUUUAUGAAAUUAUGCUAUUUGACAAUAAAAUGAAUUCCUACGUAAAGGUAUGCAUUGUUUUUUUUCUGUUAAAUUUUUGAGGAAACAAGCAAAAUAUUAUUCAUGUAUGAGUUUUCACUUAUAAACAUAGUAAAAUGAGGGUAUUCCAAACAAUUAUUACACAAAAUUUAUACAUGUUUGACAAAAUUUGAUAUUUGUGUACAUGUCAUCAAUAAUGAUUCUGGUUUAUACAAUGCAUUUUUGUUUUGUUUUUGUGCCAUGUACAAACAACCUUUUUUUACGUUCUUUGAAUGUUUGUGACUUAUAAUGAAAAGCGUAUUAUGUUUGGCAGCUAUGGUACUUAAUACUACUGUAAUGUAUAGCUACCUUUUGUUGACUGUGUAAAACAAUUGCUUUAUUCUUAUGUCACUUAUUAAGUAUAAUAGCAUGCUUUGUAUCAGUUAAUUGACUUUCAUAAAUUAUGAUGUUAUAACUUCUUGGUGGGUGAUUUCCUUUUGUGCCUGUUUCUACUGGUUUGGGGUAAUUUCCAAUUCAGGUUGAGAAAAUGCUGAUCUCGUUUGCAAUGUUUUGUUAAAAUUCAACACACGAGAGCUUUGAAUGAAAAUUACUUGCACAGCAACACCCUUUUCACAUAGAAACCAAACUUCACUAUCUUUACCAAAUAUCAUUCAGGGCAUCAUUUUUUUAUAUACAAAGUGCUUGCUGCACUAAAUUAUAUCUGAGUACAUAUGUACCAAAUAUAUCCAUGUCUAAGUCCAAAUAAGUAGCAAUACCUGUUAAAACACUGGCUAGAGACACAACUGUGCCAGUGAAGUGAGUUGGUUAUAUAUAGUAUUAUGUAGUUUCCAUGUGGUUGAAAGUACAUCAGUACAUUAACAUAUACGUUAUUUUAUACUUAACAUUAAAUCCAUUUACUUUAAUAAACUGUCACAAUGUUGGACUAUACCUGAACUGUCAUUAUAACCCUGCCUUUAUGCUGAGAACCAAGACUGUUGGGUUGUCAAGUUUCCUAUGCACAGAUAACAGCAAUUUAUGGUAGGUAGACAUUUUUUUCAUGUGUACGUAGUUCUUUGUUAUAGCCUUAUGUUAGAAUUUUGUUGACUUCUGUUGUGUUGUUUUUCUGAUAUUCGAUUAAAUCAUGUUGUUUUCUUGUAAAUUAACCAAUAAUUUGGUUUUUGGUUGAAAUAUGAUGACAAAUUACAGUACCCACCCUGCAGUAAGUCCAGGGGGCAUACACAAAAUGUCUGUCUCGAAGUUUAGGGGUAACGCAGGACUUAAGUAACAAGUACUGACUGACAAUGGCACUAUUGCCAGGCAUGGGCUUAUUGCGAGACAAUGCUAACUGUCUAGCUUUGAUUAGUUUCUCAGUUUAAGCCAGGUUUGUAAAUUAAUGUCUGCCCAUUUCACAUUAGUAUGUUACUACCUCUUGAGUGAAUUGUCCUGUGAUAACUGAUUG